AUGACUGUUCUCUUUUUUCUUUGCACUCUGCUCGGGAUACUGGCCCGUCGGGCCCAUGCAAAAGCCGUUUUUGCUCAUUUCAUGGUUGGCAAUGCGAACAACUACACCGUCGCAGACUGGCAGACCGAAAUUUCUCUGGCGCAAGCCGCUCAUAUUGACGCUUUUGCUCUCAACAUAGCCCAGGGCGACAAAACGAUUGCCCCAUCUCUGGAGUUGGCUUUCCAAGCUGCCGGAGGUGCUGGUUUCCAACUAUUCUUCUCCUUCGACUACGCCGGUGGCGACAGAGCCUGGUCCAAGCAGGAGGUCAUCGACCUUGGCUCUCAGUACUGCGCCAACGGCGCCUACUACCAUUACAAUGGCAAACCAUUCAUUUCCACGUUCGAGGGCCCGGCAAAUGCUGAAGACUGGCACGAUAUCAAAUCGGCAACAAGCUGUUUCUUCAUGCCUGACUGGUCAUCAUCUGGAGCCAAGCCUGCUUUGCAGCUUGCUCAUGGCGUUGUCGAUGGUCUUUUCAACUGGGCAGCUUGGCCAUGGGGAAACCAGGACAUGGACACUUACAUUGACGCCUCAUACAUAAAGUACCUUGACGAGGCUGGAGGAAAGCCUUACAUGAUGCCCGCAUCCCCUUGGUUCUACACCAACCUUCCUGGUUACAACAAGAACUGGAUGUGGCGUGGCGAUGAUCUGUGGUACGACCGCUGGGUCGAGAUCAUUUACAACCAGCCCGAAUUUGUCGAGAUUAUCUCAUGGAAUGACUUUGGAGAAUCACAUUACAUUGGGCCACUAGUCGAUAAAGCUAUGGAAGCCUUUCACAUCGGAAAAGCCCCUUACAACUAUGCUACGGACAUGCCUCAUGACGGUUGGCGCGCAUUUCUUCCGUUCCUCAUCGACACCUACAAAAGCGGUAGGGCAACGAUCACGCAGGAAGGGUUGGUAGCCUGGUACCGUCUAUCACCGGCAGCUGCUUGCAAAGAUGGGGGUACUGUAGGCAACACGGCCAGUCAACUUCAACUCGAGUUCCCUCCGGCCCAGGUCAUGCAAGACAAGGUGUUUUUCUCUGCCCUCCUUACCUCCACGGCAACCGUUACCGUCACAGUUGGGCCAGUCACCAAGACCCCGAAAUGGAGUUUUACUCCUGAUGACGGUGUUGGUGUCUACCAUGGAAGUGUGUCCUUCGAGGCCGUCGGCGAGGUGACCAUCACCCUGUCUAGGGGCUCGCAACAGCUUGCUCAGAUCAAAGGACCCAAGAUCGAGCUAUUUUGUCCUAGUGGCAUCACGAACUGGAAUGCGUGGGUCGGCUCCCAAAUGGCUUCUGGCGGUGUUUCUGCUACACCGACGCUCAAGACCUCAGAGCAAAAAUGCAUCGAGGGCACUGGGGCCAAAAACUUCGCCGGACUCUGCAAAAAUGCUUGCAAGUACGGCUACUGCCCGGUCUCAGCAUGCGUUUGCAAAGCUAUGGGCAAGCCUGUACCAACGCCAACAACCAGCGGAGCGAUGGGAUAUCCCCUCCCAGGGGAGGACGCCUCGUACUCCGGCAUGUGCGAGUACAACUGUCUUCUCGGAUACUGCCCGUCAGACGCUUGCGGCUACGACGAAGUACCAUUGGCUAUUGCCACUGUUUCCGCUUUCUUGCCCCCAGCCUGUACGGGGGGCAAGGCCAGAGACAGCUCCCUUCUUGACGACCUUUGCAGCUGGACUUGUAAGUACGGCUUUUGUCCCAUCAGAGUUUGCACCUGCACGCAACAGGGUGCCCUGAAAGAGCCGCCAGCUCAAAUCGAUGGUCAUCAUGGAGGACCGGUCUCUGGACUGAAGGAUGAGGGUCUCUGUGAGUUCGCCUGCAGCCGCGGAGACAUUUGUCCUGCCGAGGUCUGCGUUGAUCGGUCUCCCGGCGCAAUCACCAGCAAGGGUGUAGUACCAAAGAGCUCUACCGGAGACGCGGCGACCUGGGCGAGUGAUAACGGCCAAGAAUGCGUGAUGACGGACUGCCUGGACGACAAGCAGGUCAACGUUUGGGACAAAAGGUUCGGCAUUGCACCUAACGGCGGCCCGUUCAAGGACAACUGCGGCAGUGGGAAGAACAAAUACAUUCUGUGCCCCAUCGACGCCAUGCCCAGCACGUGCCAAUGGAGAGGUGGCGAGACGGGGUGUUCCUGUCACGGUCAAUGUCAUGCGACUGAGGUUACCUUGUUUCACUCAUCCCAUGGCUCCAAGAACUGCUGCAAGCCCGGCCAACAAGCCUUCUGCUGCGUGUCAGACACCUGGUCAAACGUCGUCGACUCUUGCUCCUUCUCUGAAAGCGACGAAUGCCCCAGUGACAAGAAGCGGAACGGCUACAGGAAUGUCUACAAGUGUGAAUACGGGUUAUCGGAAGCAUACUGCGGCUUCGAAAAACAGGCCCUCUGCUGUGCUGCUGAAUUCGACAAGUGCCAUUGGAUUGGCAAAGGCACAUGUGACGACAACGAGUGCGCAUCGUACGAGGUUGAGCUUGCCUUGGACAGAUACGGCGACACAAAGUCACAAUGCGCCGCAGGAUUCAAUGGAAGAAAGAAGGUCUUGUGCUGCACGCCACCCCACAAGCUCAACCCGUUUAUCGGCGUCUCUUUGGACAAGCUCUUCCCAACUCUCCCGCCACCCACCGAUGUUCCCGACUACGACCUGGAACAUAUCAGGUUCGAUGGCGACAGCCCCGAAGCUUUUGGGUUCGUCGUCAUCGAUGGGCCCCCAGACGUGGUCACGAGUUUGACGAAGCGGGAUGGGUCUCACAUUGAGUUCCUGGACUGCGAGCCGAGCAAGAAACACAAUCUCACCACACACACGGUUCGUUACAUCUGCUUGGAUGCCUCGGACGCAUCCAACUGCGACGACAUUCACAUCGGCGGUGCCCCAGGGACUAUUGUUAAGUUGCCUGAGGGAUGCGGUUUUGCGACAUAUGGUGUCGUGAGCGAGGUGCGGGAGUCGAACAACCCAUUUGUUCCCUCCAAGUUUCACGGACAAGCGCAUGAUAACACUGUCGUUUAUGAAAUGGACUUCACCUACGACUUUUCUCUGACCAAGCGCACUUCCGAACCGGUCUAUGUUCGCAUCGACUACAGUCACAUACAUGACUAUUGGACACAGGUGGUUGCAGGAGACUCUAUCAUGAAGAGAAACGAGGCUGGGGGCUUACUCAAACGCUUCUGGUCAACUAAAAGCGAGAUUUGGGGGCAGAGUAUGUUCAGAGUGUCGACAACAUUUCAGUGGCAAAACGAACUUAAAACAAUUCGAGCGGAAAAGCUCCCUGGUUCCUACCAAGUCUCACUCGGCAAAAAAGACUUCAGCCAGCUCCUUUACCAAGAAGACAACUCUGGCCAAUGCGGCGGCAAUGGAUUCCUCUCGGUCAACCUCAAAGGUUCAGUCACCAGCGCACUGAGAUGGGGCUUUACAAUGGUGGGGACCAUUUCGCCUUCGCUCAAGUUUGAGGAGGCGUACGGCUUCUUUGACGUGGACAUGAGCUUGGCUGGCACUCUCUCUUUCGAUGGACGCGGUGAGCUGGGUAUCCUGGGUCGUCUUGGGAGCCAGCAGCUUUUCGACGGGCACAUCAGUGAUUUUGGCUGGGCCCACCCCGGGUAA
Colletotrichum higginsianum IMI 349063 is the source of this 3609-nucleotide messenger RNA. Its product is annotated as Mutanase. The transcript has 7 exons. Gene Ontology annotation, biological process: mating projection tip cell wall disassembly. NCBI's taxonomy places the organism in Eukaryota, Fungi, Ascomycota, Sordariomycetes, Glomerellales, Glomerellaceae. The record is from RefSeq and is a predicted model, not a curated record. Bases 1 to 3609 code for a protein of 1202 amino acids. Gene Ontology annotation, molecular function: glucan endo-1,3-alpha-glucosidase activity.